This is a messenger RNA of Rasamsonia emersonii CBS 393.64, 873 nucleotides long. Its product is annotated as Thioredoxin. The transcript is spliced from 2 exons. NCBI's taxonomy places the organism in Eukaryota, Fungi, Ascomycota, Eurotiomycetes, Eurotiales, Trichocomaceae. Gene Ontology annotation, molecular function: 2 iron, 2 sulfur cluster binding. The record is from RefSeq and is a predicted model, not a curated record. The coding region runs from base 1 to 873 and encodes 290 amino acids.
AUGUCGACCCUCAACGAGAUCACCUCCGAAGCCGAAUUCAAGUCGCACCUGGAGUCUCUACCCUCCUCUACCCUCCUCGUUAUUAAUUUCCAUACCCCCUGGGCGGCACCAUGUGCGCAGAUGCGCACCGUCCUUUCCACCCUUGCCGCCCAGUUCCCCGUCACGUCCCCGCCGACGGUCUCGUUCGUGAGCAUCAACGCUGAAGAACUUCCCGACAUCUCGGAGGAAUACGAUGUCACGGCCGUCCCGUUUGUGGUCCUGAUCCGCGACAAGAAGGUGCUGGAGUCCAUCAGCGGGAGCGACGCAGCCAAGGUGCGUGACGCCGUCGAGCGUCAUGCCGGUCGAAGCGGCGCGGACGCCGCCAGCGGCACCAAGGCCUCUAUUCCCCCGGCUCUGAACGCCGUUCCUCGAGAAACGACGACCUCCGGUGCUGCGACGGAGGCGCCAGCAGGAGAGACAACGAACGGAGCUACCACCACCGCCACCACUACUGCUACUGCUCCUGCCGCAGAAACCCCCGAGCAGAGCAAGGAGGCGCUCUUCAAGCGUCUGUCGGAACUCGUCAAGGCCGCGCCUGUCAUGCUCUUCAUGAAGGGCACGCCCAGCGCGCCCCAGUGCGGUUUCAGCCGGCAAAUGGUUAGCAUCCUCCGCGAGCACGGCGUCAAGUACGGCUUCUUCAACAUCCUCGCCGACGAGGAUGUCCGACAGGGUCUGAAGGAAUUUGCGGACUGGCCGACGUACCCGCAAUUGUGGGUUAAGGGUGAAUUGGUUGGAGGACUUGAUAUUGUUGAUAUUCAGGUCAAGGAAGAACUCAGCUCCAAUCCCGAUUUCCUCAAGGAAUUUACCGUCCAGUCCUCGGCUGCUGCUGCCUGA